GCGCUGCAGAAGUUUUUCUCUAGGCUGACAGAGAGGUUUGUGUAUGGGGUGGAUGUUUUAGUAGACACUUUCUGGAGGAUAUGGACAGAUCUGCUAGAUGUUCUUGGAAUUGAUGCCUCCAACUUGACCCAUUAUUUCAGCCCAGCAGCAGUUGCCAGCAGCCCUACCCGUGCCCUGCUGCUGGUUGGUGCCAUUUUACUUGCCUACUGGUUUUUGUCUCUCUUCGUUGGAUUCUUCUUCUAUCUCUUGCAUAUGGUGUUUGGUCGCUUCUUCUGGAUCGUGAGAGUUGCUCUGUUCGCCCUGUCGUGUGUGUACAUUCUCCAGAAGUAUGAAGGUGAACCAGAGCAUGCAGUCUUGCCUCUGUGUUUUGUUGUAGCUGUCUAUUUCAUGACUGGGCCUGUUGGAUUUUAUUGGAGGAGAAACAGCAGCAGCAGCCUUGAGGAGAAGAUUGACCAUCUUGACAGUCAAAUUAGACUUCUGAACAUCCGUCUUACUAGGGUGAUCGAGAACAUGGACAGAGGCAACGACUAAUGGAAUAAAUCUAUAGAUCACUUUACACCAGCUCUCUAGAUAUUUACUAAGCACGAUCAUUAAAAAGUUACAAAGCAACAAAACAUCCAUGGUAAAAAUGUUCAAUGUUAAAACUUUAGAGUGUAUAUUAAGGAUAAGAGUAAUUUAUCUAGACUAUACACUUGAGACGUUAUACUUGUAAAAAUAAGAUAUGAGAUGUCAGCUGUAUAUUCAGAGAUUUUAUCCAUGACUAGAAUUUUAUCAGUAAAUAAACAACUACUUUUACAAGCAUUUAAAAACAUCUUUUGUAAAGUUUUUAUAAAAGCAAACUGAGUAGUCUAUUUAAAAUACUGAAAUUGAGCUGAGCGUAUGCAAAUUUGACAUUAAAAAAAAAUUAAAAAUCUCUCAAGCUACCAAACAUUUCUAUGGAGAAGUAACUAUUGUGGGUCCUUGUUUUCCUGUCUCCUCCCCCACCCCUCACAAGUUGUGACCUAUCAUUUUAUUUUACAGUUGACUUAUUUAAUUGCCUUGAAGUUGACUUUUCACGUGGUAGCUGAUGAAUAUUUUGGGUUCAGGCCAAUUAUUUCAUACCAUGGCUUUUAAUGGCAGAUAGGAGGGGUUCUCCAGAAAUUAGAAGUCAUUUAACACUACUUCAAAAUGGAGAGCCCAUACCUCUCUGCAGUUGUAUAGUUUUCUUUAUUAGUUUUUCAUAUUAAGAACUUUAAAUUCAGUGUGUGAAAUUUUGGAAGGAAUUUGAAGGAAAGAAGCAUGCUGUGAUAGAAAAUGUUUAGUGGCAGACUAUAGCUGAUCUUCAUAGCUAAAGCAUUUUUCAAAUAGAAUCGUAUAGGAUGAAAUAUGAUUUUUAAUCUCAGGACCCACAUACUUCCUUAGAAAAAAGGCAGCAGAUAAAAUACUUGCAAAUGUAUUGUUGCUUUAAGCUUUCUCAGGACCAGUAAGCGGCAAUAAAUUUAUCUUCAGGAAGAUCUGGAUUUUUUUUCUAAAGUUGUAAUAGGUUUUUAUAGGUGCUUUUUGCUUGAAGUCUGUAUCCUCACUGUAGUGGAUUUUGGGGGAGGUCAGGCACAUUAGGAGAUGAGCUUAUAAAAAGGGGUCAUAUUUCAAAGUGAUGUUAGUGCUUUGAAGCAACAUUAUUUUGGUGGGCUGCAUGUAUAUGUAACCUAAUGUAUAUGUAACCAAGCUUGGCUCAUCACAACGCUGGCUUCGUAGAGUUCGAAGUGCGUUGAGGCAAAGGUAAUCUCAGGGAAGAAAGUAGUAAUAUAAUGUUAGUAAUGCAAUGUCCUCAAGGGUAUUUUGGGAAGUAUAGCAGGAAGCAUACUGUAAUGAUGAGCACAGUAUAAAUAUUUAGAUGGAUAAAAUGCACCACCGCUACAGGAACACUGUUUCCUAGUUUAAAAGCAAAAAAACCCCAAACAAAACAACCCAACAAAAACAAACAAACAAAAAUGUGUUGGAAACUGAGCAAAAGCAAACCCAAGGAAAUAAAUCUGAAUUGCUGAGCCAAAACCUGUUGUCCCCCAUGUGUAAACUUCCCUCUGUGCAAUUGCACAUGUGCAACUUGAGUAGAAAUUGGCUAUUUAUCUUUUAAGUUGCUGCUGCUGUUAGGUUAACCCAGGAUUUUGAAAUUUAAUUGAAUGUGACUUUUGGGAAAGUUCAUUCUAAUUUAUUUUAAAGGCUGAAGUGUAAGUCUAUUCUACAAAUUCAUGUAACUUGACUAACCUUACUUGGUCUGUCACAUUUAAAUUUACAUAGGCUUAUUUAAAUCCAUGUAUAUGGCCAUUUUAACAUGUAGGUUUCUCAUCUUUUGAUAGUUCUAGCUUUUUAGCAGUCACUUAAGAUGAGUGUAUUGGUUUAACAUGCCAUUGACACUGUAUAUACCACAGGAUACCAUGCCGUCUGAGUGGCACUCUGUACACAGCCAAAAUCCUGUGAAUUUUUUGCUGACAGUUGCAAAGUAGUUGUGCUAAAAAAAAAUUCCUUCCCUGUAAAAACCAGGUGAUAAACACUAUGAUGAUGUGCAGACUUUCAGGUUAGUAAAGCCAUAUUUAAAUUGCAGUAUACUUGUUUGUGCAGCUCAUUUUCUGCAUCCUUAUAACUUAAAGCUAGUUGUUCAAAAUGAAACAGGCUUGACUGUGAAUUACUAACCAUGGUGCUUGCUAAUGAAUAGUCCAACUAAUAGGAACAAAAGAGUUGGGGGGGAGAUGGGAUAUAGUAUACACUGUAGUCUGUUGGGCUACAAAAUAGACCUAGAAUGAGAGAUUAAAGCCUUGCCUAGGCAAAGCACUUAAGCACCUCUACUUAAGUUCUUUGCCGAAUUUGAGGCUUUUGGACCAAAAUAUGCAAAGCCUUAUUCAUGCAAGUAGCGUCAUAGACUUCAAUGGGAUUGCUGCUAUGGAAGAUAACUCGGAGGAGUCAGUGUAUUUUAGGUAAUCCAUAGGUAAUAUUGUAGUGAAAAGCACUGAUUAUAAAAGGUUAAUGUAAAAAUAAGAGCUGAAUAUUAGAGAUUUAUUUUAAAAUGUUAUAUAAAAAUUACUUAAUAUUCUUCCCAUGUUUCCCUUUAGUGACAUCUUUCAAUUUUGGUAAAACCAGACCUCUUGGUUUAACUCUUCUCCCAAAUUUGCUUACUUGGUUGCAUGCACAAAAAAUAUAUUUUUGUAUUUGCUUAUGUCCCAUGUACAGUGAAAUGUUAUUGGAAAAGCAGCAUGUGUAAAAUUUGUUAUUUCUAAUCAGUAUUGUUUCCCAGUACUCAUUUCUUUUUCUGUGGUCAGAUUUAGGAGUAGUCAUUUUAAAAGAGCACAAACUAACCUUCAACACAUAUACUUGAAAAUGCUCAGAAUGUUAAUGUGCGCUGUAGUGGAUAUGGUCUUGGGAGGUAAGUCUGGUUUUGUGUGUGUAUUCUUAAUUUUUCCAUGUGAAACUCCACUGUUCAUUUGCUAGGUUUUUGUGCUUCAUUCUUCAUAAAUUUAUCCUACUGGCAGUGAGAAUGCAUUGCUGUUAUGCUGCCUUUCAUCUGAGGGUCUCAAAGCACUUUACAGAGAUGAGUGUCCCCAUUUUACAGAUGGUAAAUUGAAGCACAGAGUUUGAGCGAUUUGCCCAAUGCCACAUAUCAGGUUGGUGGCAGAGAUGAGAAUAAAACCCAGAUCUCAUGACUCCCUGUACCUUGCUCUAACCACUAGACUGCUUGUUGCAGAAUGGGCAGUAGUGCCUAUGCAUUCACUAGCAUAGAUAAACCCUGUCCUUAGUUCAAAAGGCUAGCGAUUUUGAACUGUUCCAUCUGAUCUUCCUGUUUUUAGCAGCUACUUGAAAUACUGACACCUUACUUGUACUGUUUUGACGCACGAUAGCUUACAAUGGAGUUCAGACUGUCUGGUGUCAGAAAUUCCACUAGGGUCUUAAGUGUUUAAGCGUCAUGCUUCAAGGCCUAAUAUUUGAAACUUCUCUAUUUCUGUAUGUAUUUCAAUACAUCAACGUUCUGGAGAACUAUUUACAUUUGUAGUAAUUUAUCUCAGAGUUCACACCUCACCUAUAGAUAAAUGAUUUAUUAUAUUCAGAAUGUAAUGCUUUUAGAAGUGGUUUUGGAUGUCAGAGUACAAUGUACAAAAUCUGGUGUAGCUCAGUACUGUACUUAAUAGUGCGUUCUUUGAAUUGUGAUUUGCUUUUAAAGAUUUGUUGCAUAGUAAAUAUGGAAAAUAGACAAGUAUAAACCUUAGUUUUUCGAUGGCGUAAAGUUUUUAAUGUGAUUUGCCUCACACACCAAUAAUCUGUAUUUGGCAGCUAAUGAUGUUACCGACCGUAAAUUCCAUUUAUCUGUUUUUUGAGAAUACAACGAUUUUAUUGUAUCAGCAUGUAUUUUAAACUUUUGGAGAAUUUCAUUGGACUGUGAUGAUGAUUAGCACAUUAAAAUUGAUCUUUUUUUCUUAAAUUAUAUUUGCUCUUGUAGCACUAGUUAUCAGCACUGAUGUUAGUGAUUUCACAUGCUGUUUUGUACAUCAGAUUUCAAGUUUAGAUAGUGUUUAAGUUUGUACAACUGGAUGUUUAUGUAAAAUGAUUGGGUCUGAAGAAAAUGGUGUAUGUAUACUUUUGACAUGUGACUCUUAGGGAAAAUAUUAGGUUCUACUUGAUGAUGUUAAGUAGUUAUGAAUAUAUCAAACUUAUUUUCUACAAAGCUAUACAUGCCUUUAUUUAUUACUUAUAUGACCACCAAAUCAACGUAUUAUGUAGUUAAAUAUUUGUAAACCAAUUUCACAAAUGAAUUAUGGUAUUGUGACAGCUUAAACAAAAUAAAUGUUUAUUGAAACUUUGCACUGAGA
Molecule: messenger RNA, 4835 nt
Organism: Gavialis gangeticus (Gharial)
Lineage: Eukaryota; Metazoa; Chordata; Crocodylia; Gavialidae
Gene: BRI3BP
Product: BRI3 binding protein
Exons: 3
Cellular component (GO): mitochondrion
Source: RefSeq, a predicted model, not a curated record